Aspergillus puulaauensis is the source of this 1269-nucleotide messenger RNA. RefSeq names its product cytochrome P450. Lineage: Eukaryota; Fungi; Ascomycota; Eurotiomycetes; Eurotiales; Aspergillaceae. Gene Ontology annotation, molecular function: heme binding; monooxygenase activity; oxidoreductase activity, acting on paired donors, with incorporation or reduction of molecular oxygen. The transcript has 3 exons. Bases 1 to 1269 code for a protein of 422 amino acids. The record is from RefSeq and is a predicted model, not a curated record.
AUGUCUUUUGACCCGCUAAUAACUCGCACCGCAAAGUGCAUUGGGGGCAUCAAUGGGCCGGGGCUGCAACUUAUUCGCGAAAAAACAUCCCAAGGCCAAGGACUCGGGCAUCACACAACAGUCACUAUGCGUCCCACUCUCAUGGGCGAAGGCUUGGACCAAAUGAACAAGAAAAUCAUCCUCUGUCUGCAAAGAAGCGUCCAAGGGUUGAAAGACCAUCGCGGCGGAUUUGAUCUCUUUGCAUGGUGUAGUCUCACACUGACAAUCGCCACAACAGAGGCAAUUUACGGGUCGUUAAACCCCUACCGUCUUGCUAUUGCCCGUGAAGCCUACUGGGAAAUCGAGAAUAAUCUGAACACCCUCAUGAUGGAUGUCGCACCUUGGCUGUUCGCCCGAAAGGCUUGGAUGGCGCGAGAGUAUCUAGCAGAUGCUUUUCUGGAGUACUUCAAGGCAGGUGGCCACUUGGAGUCGUCGCAGAUGGCGUACACGAGAUGGAAAACGCAGCACGAUGCUGGAGCAACAUUGGAGGAUAUUGCUCGCCUCGAAAUUGUGAUGGGACUUGGGAUUCUCUCUAACACGGUGCCCACCUGCUUCUGGGUUCUCUUUGACAUUUUCUCGCGUCCUGAUCUACUCAACGACCUGCGAGAGCAAAUACAACAGACUUCAGUGUCUGUCGACGGCGACGGGGUCCAUACCGUCGAUAUGUCUGCAGUUCAAGAUAAAUGUCCACUCCUGCUUGCAUCGUUCCAAGAAACGCUUCGGACUCGAUCAAACUCAGCCCAGCUACGAGUGGUUCACACGAAUACUGUCUUGGAUGAAUCAUGGCUAAUCUCCGCUGGCUCAGUACUUGUGAUUCCGGCUGCAUUGAUCAACAGAAGUGAAUCUGUAUGGGGACCGAACGCCAACGAGUUCAAUCCUCAACGGUUUAUCGACGGAGCCCCCAAAAAGAACAAGGCAUCGGCAUUUAUGUCAUUUGGUAUAUCCCCAAACAUGUGUGCUGGCCGUCACUUGGCUACGGGUGAGAUCAUGGCUCUUAUGGCCAUGUUAAUUUUGCAGUUUGACAUCUGUCCUCCGGAGGGAACCUGGAAAAAGCCACCCACGAAUGCGAAGGCAAUGGCUGCAUCAUUGAGCCCACCGGCGGAUCCAUAUUUCACAUAUCAUCCUGCAGAAUGCGGUCUGCAACGUGGUUCAGAAUUGUACAUCCCGAGCAUCUCCGAGCUGCAAUCCUCAAGCGGUCACGCCCAUUACGUGCUCACCUUCAUUACCUGA